Hypoxylon fragiforme is the source of this 2330-nucleotide messenger RNA. Its product is annotated as FAD binding domain-containing protein. The record is from RefSeq and is a predicted model, not a curated record. Gene Ontology annotation, molecular function: FAD binding. The coding region runs from base 200 to 2122 and encodes 640 amino acids. The transcript is spliced from 4 exons. Lineage: Eukaryota; Fungi; Ascomycota; Sordariomycetes; Xylariales; Hypoxylaceae.
CGGGCCAUCCUCUUAUAUAAACUAUACCUAUUGCUUUGAAUUAUAUAUACUUAAAUUGAAUCUGGUCCUGAUCACAUACUAGAGCACUACAAUCAUUCUGUUAUGCUUUUUAAAUCCAUAAACCCUUUGUCUUGAAGUAUCAUAAAGCCUCGAUUAAGUUCCGCUCCAUCCGUCUCUCCUAUCUGAUCAUAUAACAAUAAUGGCCAAAAAAUCUUCCGGGAGGCCUACUUCGCCUCAUUAUGAUAUUGUAAUCAUUGGUGCUGGGCCCGUCGGCCUCAUGCUCUCGACUUGUCUCGCAAGAUGGGGCUACAAAAUUAAGCAUAUCGACAACCGCGCGGAACCUACGCCCACAGGACGUGCAGAUGGCAUCCAACCUCGAUCACUAGACCUCCUUCGCAACAUGGGACUGAAAGCCGCCAUCAUGGCACACAAGCCCGCCAAAGUAUUCGAAGUGGCAUUCUGGGAUCCACCCAAGAAGGGCAAGGGUAUCGUCAGGACAGGUACUUGGGCCAGCUGCCCAAGCUUCAUAGAUGCGAGAUAUCCUUUCACCACACUCUUACACCAGGGCCUGAUCGAACGGGUAUUUAUAUCGGACCUUGAGAAGAACGGCGUACAGAUUCAACGACCAUGGACCAUCAAGGGGUUUACGUCGGACGAAAAGUCAAACCCAGAGUACCCUGUUGAGGUAAACCUUGAGCAUGUCGAUGGGACUCAUCGGGAGACAGUCAGAGCGAAAUACCUGUUCAGUGGCGAGGGCGCGAGAUCUUUUAUUAGAGACCAACUGCGCAUCAACAUCACACAUAAGGAUCCCAUUCAGCACGUGUGGGGUGUCAUGGAUGGCGUCGUAAAGACCGACUUCCCAGAUAUCAAGAUGAAAUGCACAAUACACUCCAAACAUGGCUCGAUCAUGGUUAUUCCUCGUGAGGAUAAUAUGGUUCGGUUGUAUAUUCAGAUCGCGUCAUCUACUGAUGCAGACUGGAAUCCACGCAAGACGGCUACCGAAGAAGAGGUACAGGCUUCUGCGAAGAGAAUACUCCACCCUUACUCGAUUGAAUGGGAACGAGUCGAGUGGUACUCAGUUUACCCUAUCGGCCAGGGAAUUUCCGACAAAUAUACGCUCGACCAUCGAGUAUUUCUAGGUGGUGAUGCGUGCCAUACUCAUAGUCCAAAAGCUGGACAAGGUAUGAACACGGCAUUCUUGGACGCUUUGAACCUCGCUUGGAAAAUCCAUGCUGUCGAGGCUGGAUUCGCUGAUCGAGCUAUCCUGACGACGUAUGAAGCUGAACGCAAAGAUGUCGCAGAGACACUAUUGGCUUUCGAUAACAAAUAUGCCAAAUUAUUCUCUCAGCAGGCACCUGCUGCAACUGAUGUGCAGGCAGCGUCGGAACAGACGACUGAACAGACAGAAGAUAACGAUUUUAUCAAGACUUUCAAGGAGUCCUGCGAGUUCACUAGCGGUUAUGGCGUAGCAUAUAAGCCUAAUAUGCUGAACUGGUCCCCAGACCACCCAGCUAGUUCACCAUUAAUCAAUCCCGCUGGCAUAAAAUUACGGACAGGACGACUUCUCAACAACUCCGACGUAACCCGAGUGGUGGACGCCAAUGUUGUACACUUGGAACAAGAGAUUCCUCUCAACGGAUCAUUCCGGAUCUAUGUCUUCGCAGGGAAGCCUUCGGUUACCUACAAGGCAUUGAAGGAUUUUGCCUUCCACCUCGGUAGCAAGAGAUCCUUUUAUAGUUCUUAUCUUCGACCCGACCUCGACGCAGUCUCACACCACGAAAAGACCAACCCCCACAGCCUAUUUUUCACCAUCUGCACCAUACUUGCUACCCGACGGGCUCAAGUCGAGAUCACGCGCGAUGUGCCGGACCUGCUGGCUCGUUACCGUGAUUAUAUAUAUGCUGACGAUAGAUGGGAUCGUCGUGUCCCUGAUGCUGCUGCAGCGGCUCAUGCCAAGAUGGGGCUUGAUCAAGAGAAGGGUGGAGUUGUCGUCGUUCGACCCGAUGGCUAUAUAGGAAUCGUCACAAGCUUGGCAGAAGGAAGCGAGACGGUAGACGCCCUGAACGAGUACUUUGGUACAUUUUGCACGAAGAAGCUAGGUGAUGCGAUGUCUCAGCUGUAGGUCCUCUUGCGACCGGGCCUAUUAACGACAUUGAAGAGAUAGAUAUAUGACGACGUUCGUAUUAGUAUAUACUCGCGUAUUUUAUACGUUACUGUACGCCAUAGAUACCCCAAUAAUUUAUAGAUGAAGAGUUUUCCUUGAUUUACGUACCUAGUGUUCACAUUGUGCUAUUGGCCUCGCCUUAUCUACCUAGGUAGCUACCGGCAUA